Messenger RNA from Saccostrea echinata, 2134 nucleotides. RefSeq names its product U3 small nucleolar ribonucleoprotein protein MPP10-like. The coding region runs from base 42 to 2126 and encodes 694 amino acids. Gene Ontology annotation, cellular component: Mpp10 complex; small-subunit processome; sno(s)RNA-containing ribonucleoprotein complex. NCBI's taxonomy places the organism in Eukaryota, Metazoa, Mollusca, Bivalvia, Ostreida, Ostreidae. Gene Ontology annotation, biological process: rRNA processing. The record is from RefSeq and is a predicted model, not a curated record. The transcript is spliced from 10 exons.
UUUUUGGGGGCUCUUUUGGUAAUUAGUCUUACCAAUGAAAGAUGGCCACUCACAUGGAAAACCUCAUGUCAAAAAUAUUACGUGAUUUCUUACAGUGUGCUAGCAAGCCCGAAGAGUUUUUGAGUGCACAACCUCAACUUUUUGCCCAGUUGAAGAACAUCACAAAGUCUCUGUAUGAUCUUAGUAAAUCGGAAGAGUUUGGUCAAGUUUGGAGUGAAUCGGCACUUCCUGAACUCAUUGUGGAUAAUUUUGAUGAGGAACAGAUUUGGCAGCAGUUAGAACUUCAGAACAGUGGAGUGAUUGAUCAUUUAUUAACAAAAAUAAGUCAUUUAGUAACAGCUGUAGAGAAACAACCCACAGAAAGAUUAAAAUGUAAAUCAGACAAAAGUUAUCCAGGUGACAAGAGAACGGUAAGUUUUGAGGAGGUUGAAAAAGAAGAGGAGGAAAAUAUUGUCAGUGAUGACAGUGACAGAAUUGUGUUCAAAGGGAAUAAUGUGUUGGACAUUGAAAGUGAUGAUGAUAGUGAAAUUGACUUUAAAUUUCCAGAAUCAAAUCUGACUCUCUUGGAGGAUAGGGAAUCCGAGACAGAUGAGGAAAACCUGAUUAACAAAGAGACUUCUAAAUCAAAAGGAAUGGAGAACAAGAAAAGGCAGGGGAGGAGUGUGGUGGAUGACAAGUUCUUUAAGUUGGCGGACAUGGAGAGUUUUCUGGAGCAGGAGGAUGCUCGAGAGGAGAGGAGGAGGAGGGGAGAGGAGAGUGAUGAAGAUGAGGAGGAUGUUGAUAUGUUUGCAGACAUCCCUUCUGAUGAGGAGGAAGGAGAAAGUGGGAAGCAAAUGUAUUAUGAAGACUUUUUUGAUCCUCCCGAGGAAAUGGAGAAUUCAGACAAACAGAAGAAAAAGUCAAAAGAUUCCAAGCGUAGAAAAGACCACCAAGAAGAGAAGAAGGAGGAGGAGGGGGAAAUGUUUGAGGAGGAAGAAAUGGAUGAAGAUGAUGGUACAGAAGAAGAAGAAGGGGAUGAUAUUGAAGAUGAUGAAGAGGAGGAUAUUGAAGAAGACAAUGCUAUCAGACAGAAACCUAAGGAUCUCCUGGACUCUGAUAGUGAGGGUGAAGAUCCAGAUGAUGUUUUGGGCAGAAAACCACAAGAAAAAUCAACAUUUGAGAAACAGCAAGCCCAGCUCAGGAAAAAAAUAAUAAAAAUGGAGGAGGCAAGUCUAGCAGAAAAACAAUGGCAACUGGCAGGAGAAAUUGGAGCCACGGAUCGACCUGAAAAUAGUUUGUUAGAAGAACACCUGAUGUAUGACCAAACUGUCAGACUUCCCCCAGUGAUUACAGAGGAAACAACCCAAUCCUUGGAGAGCAUCAUUAUACAGAGAAUAAAAGACAAGGCCUUUGAUGAUGUGGAGAGGAAAGUCAAACCCAAAGAGAAUCCAUUCGAGUAUAAAAAGAGGAUUGUACUGGACCAGGAGAAGAGCAAGAUUAGUCUUGGGGAGGUGUAUGAACAGGAAUAUCUCAAACAACAGAAGGAGGAGGGGGAAGAGAAAACAGAGCCUCAACAUGAAGAAAUCAAAUCAAUGAUGCAGUCCCUGUUUGUCAAACUGGAUGCUCUGUCCAACUUCCAUUACACCCCUAAGGCAGCAGCUCCGGAGGUGAAGAUAGUGACAAACCUGCCCUCAAUAAUGAUGGAGGAAGUAGCUCCUGUAACCCAGGGUGAUGGAACUCUGCUGGCUCCUGAGGAAAUCAAGGAUAAAAAGAGAGGUGAGCUAAAAGGAAAAACUGAGGAGACGGAGACAGAUAGGAAAUCUCAGAGACGGAAUAAAAAGGCCGAGAAGAGGAAACGACUUAGGGAGAAAAAGAGACGACAGGCUUUAGUGGAGAAAUUAAAUCCUGGGCUUGGAAACAAAUAUAGCAAGGAAAAGGCCAUCAAAGAGUUAGAGAAAAGCAGCAAGUCAGGAUCAGGGGUCACCAUGCUCAAGGAGGACAAGCAUGCUGGCAAACAGAAACUUGGAUCCUCCAGGUCAUUUUUCACACAGCUUCAAGAGGAUGCUCAGUCACAGAUCAAAAAACGAAAAACUGGUCCCAGCAGUAAAAAAACUGUACAGAAAUCUGCCAAAGUAUAUAAAUUAUGAUAAAAUGA